UUUUUCAUUUUUGGCAAAAUAAAUUUUGCCUUGGUUUCUUGGAAGUCACCCCAGAAAGAAAAUUUUAUCAUGCUUCCCAUCGUCCGCAUCUCCUAGCUCGCUCACAUCCCCAAAAUCAGAGACCACGCCACUCGUUGUUGGAAACAAAUCAGAAGAUCAUGUUGUCUUCGUCCCCCUCCAGCCCACGGCUGGGGUCCCCCAGCAGUUCCCGGUCCGUAACGGAGACCGUUAACGGCUCCCACAACUUCACGAUCAAAGGUUACUCGUUGGCUAAAGGGAUCGGCGUCGGCAAGCACAUCGCCAGCGACAACUUCACCGUGGGAGGCUACCAGUGGGCCAUCUAUUUCUACCCGGACGGCAAGAACCCCGAGGACAAUUCCACCUACGUCUCCGUCUUCAUCGCGCUCGCCAGCGAGGGAACCGACGUUCGAGCCCUCUUCGAGCUCACUCUUCUCGAUCAGAGUGGCGCCGGCAAGCACAAGGUCCAUAGCCAUUUUGAUCGCUCCCUCGAGAGCGGGCCAUACACCCUCAAGUAUAGAGGCAGCAUGUGGGGCUACAAACGAUUUUUCAGACGGAAUAUGCUUGAAUCAUCAGUUUUCCUUAAGGAUGAUUGCUUGAAAAUAAAUUGUACUGUUGGUGUUGUGGUUUCUGCUAUAGAUUGUUCAAGACUACACUCCAUACACGUCCCUGAAUCUGAUAUUGGAGCACAUUUUGGUAUGUUAUUGGAGAACGAGGAAUGUUCAGAUGUUACUUUCAUUGUGUCUGGGGAAAAGUUUCAUGCUCACAAGCUGGUGCUGGCUGCUCGUUCUCCUGUGUUUGAAACUGAUUUUUUUGACGGAAUGGAUGAAGAUAAUCCUGAAAUAGUCAUUACAGAUAUGGAACCCAAGGUUUUUAAGGCCUUGCUUCACUACAUCUACAGAGAUACUCUUGUUGAAGAUGAGGAUUUCUUGGCAUCGACUUCAUCUUGCACACCAUCUUUAUCUGACACAUUUGCUGCAAAACUGUUAGCUGCAUCGGAAAAAUAUGCUUUACCUAGACUCCGACUGAUGUGCGAGUCUGUACUCUGUAGAGAUAUAUCUGUAGAUUCCGUUGCCAAUAUUUUGGCCCUUGCUGACCGUUAUCAUGCUUCAGAUCUAAAAUCGGUUUGCCUAAAAUUUGCGGCUGAAAACCUUGUUGCCGUUAUGCGGUCGGAUGGUUUCGAGUAUCUGAAGGAGAACUGCCCGUUGCUGCAAUCUGAGCUCCUAAAGACAGUUGCAGGAUGUGAGGAGGAAUUCAGUGGAGGGGGUAAGAGUCGAAGUGUGUGGGCUCAGUUUUCUGAUGGCGGCGACACAAACGAUAGGAGUGUAAGGCAACAAACCUGGGAAAAUGAGGGUAAAAGAAGACGAAGAUUGUGGGCCAAGCUUUCUGAUGGCGAUGAUGGCAUGAUGCUUGUGGUAGGAGUCGUAGACAAGAAGACUGAUAUUAUUAGCAUUGUUACCUAGAUACUGCUGGAUUGACCCUGGAAAAGAGGGAGAACAAUAAACGUCAGGAGCAUUGCCUCCAUUGUAAUGUAAUGUGCCCUUUUCUUUCUCUUUCUUUGUUUCUUGUUUUCUCCACUCCUGUUAACGCUGGUUUUAGUUUGGUGGCAAUGGACACUGGUUUAUUGUUUAGGUUGCAUUAACAGAUACGUAUUAUCAUGAGUAACUAACUUGUUAUCAGCGUAGAUUGUAGCUAUAAGAAUGUAGAAGACAACAUUUGCUGAUAAAUCAAUAUCACGCUUCUCUCUAGUCUCUA
Messenger RNA from Juglans regia (Persian walnut), 1773 nucleotides. RefSeq names its product BTB/POZ and MATH domain-containing protein 4-like. The record is from RefSeq and is a predicted model, not a curated record. NCBI's taxonomy places the organism in Eukaryota, Viridiplantae, Streptophyta, Magnoliopsida, Fagales, Juglandaceae. Gene Ontology annotation, molecular function: protein binding. Gene Ontology annotation, biological process: protein ubiquitination.